This is a messenger RNA of Aspergillus niger, 1479 nucleotides long. RefSeq lists its product as uncharacterized. The record is from RefSeq and is a predicted model, not a curated record. Gene Ontology annotation, biological process: proteolysis. Gene Ontology annotation, cellular component: fungal-type vacuole. The transcript is spliced from 4 exons. NCBI's taxonomy places the organism in Eukaryota, Fungi, Ascomycota, Eurotiomycetes, Eurotiales, Aspergillaceae. Gene Ontology annotation, molecular function: serine-type carboxypeptidase activity. The coding region runs from base 1 to 1479 and encodes 492 amino acids.
AUGCGUUUCCUAAGCAGUGCAGCCCUAUUCGGCCUGGCGUAUGCCUCCACCCAGGCGGUCCUCCAGCCAGAGGAACCAUCCGACUUCCGUACAUUCCACAGCCCAUAUUCCCCGCACCACUCGAUCCGCAUCCGCCAGCAGAAUGAAUCAAUCUGCGCUGCCCAUUCCGCCCAAUACACCGGCUGGCUCGACAUCGGCCGUAAACAUCUCUUCUUCUGGUACUUUGAGAGCCAGAAUGACCCUGCCAAUGAUCCCCUCACUCUCUGGAUGACAGGAGGGCCAGGGGGGUCCAGCAUGAUCGGUCUGUUUGAAGAAGUCGGGCCAUGUCUGAUCAAUGAGUACGGCAAUGGCACUUACUACAAUCCGUGGGGCUGGUCCCGGAACUCCUCCCUACUAUUUGUCGAUCAGCCAGUCGAUGUGGGAUUUUCGUACGUCGAUGAAGGAGAGGACCUGCCGGGCGAUUCGCAUCAAGCUGCAAUUGACAUGCAUCGGUUCUUGCAGUUGUUUGUCUCGGAGGUUUUCCCGCAAUUGCAGACUCUUCCCGUUCAUCUUUCUGGUGAAUCGUAUGCUGGUCACUAUGUCCCUUACCUCGGCAGUCAGAUCGUCCAACAGAACAAGCUCUAUCCCACUGAGCCCCAGGUCCUUCUGCACUCAUGUCUCGUAGGCAACGGCUACUAUUCUCCUCGCGACACUACCUACGGCUACUGGGAAACCCUCUGCACCACUAACCCUGGAGUCCCCGAGCCCGUCUUCAACCGAACCAGAUGCGACAUCAUGGCGGCCAAUAUGCCGCGAUGCAUGGAAGUAUCCGACGUAUGUGUUCGGAACCCCGAUCCAGCUAUCUGCCAUGCUGCGUCGGAGGUAUGCUACGAGGGCGUGAUCGGAUGGUAUGAUGACGAGUCUGGUGAAGGUGGUCGGAAUAGGUUUGAUAUAACCGCUCCCUGCGCCCUUGACGGCAUAUGCUACAUCGAGGCCGCUCGCAUCGAGCAGUACCUGAACACACCCGCAGUUUGGGCUGCUCUAUCACCACCCAAAGAAAUCAAAGAAUACAAGGUUACUUCCGACAAUGUGUCGCGCGCAUUCGAUCUCACUUCAGACACGAUGACGCCAGCGUCUGAGCAAGUCGCGUUCCUGCUUGCGAAUCAGGUACAUUUCCUGGCGUAUCAGGGCAAUCUCGAUCUGGCGUGUAAUACGGCGGGUAAUCUGCGCUGGGCGCAUUCUCUGCCAUGGAGAGGUCAGGUCGAGUUCGCGUCGAAGGCGCUGCGGCCAUGGAGUUGGGUAGAUGUGGUAUCUGGAAAAGGUGGAGUGGCUGGAACGACGAAGGAGGUGAGAGUGAAGGUUAGUGAGAGUACGGAUAAGGAGUCGAGGUUUGCGCUAGUUACGGUUGAUGGGGCGGGACAUUUUCUUCCUCAAGAUAGACCUGAUAUCGCGUUGGAUAUGAUGGUGCGCUGGAUAUCCGGGGCAUCGUUUACUGAGUGA